CUUAAUCCGCCAGUGUUGCCAGAUUGCGGGAAACCGACCAACUGGGAUACUUUUCCGGCAAUAUACGUUUUGGGCGGUUUGGAGACUGGUUGGGCUGGAAAAUGCCCAUCCGAUCUGGCAACACUGAGUACUCGUCGGUCAAUGUUUCUUGACACAAUGAAACGCGCUAACAAAUGUCUGCGCCACGUUGACCUUGUUGUGUAAGCACAAGUUGGUGCAUUGAAGGGAAGUUAUCAUUCUCCAUCCGGUGAUAUAUCCGAGGAUGAGUGUGGGAUUCAUAGGUGCGGGUCAGCUGACCCAUGCACUGGUGAGAGGUCUCUCUGCUGCAGGUGUACUUGCUACGCACAAAAUCACUGCCAGCUCCCCAGACACAGAUCUUCCCACCGUACACGGUCUCAGGAAACUGGGUGUGAACUUCACCACCAGCAACAAGGAGACAGUUAGUAAGAGUGAUGUUCUCUUCCUGGCUGUGAAGCCUCACAUCAUCCCGUUCGUCCUGGACGAGAUCGGACCAGAAAUCGAAGAACGGCACCUCAUUGUGUCCUGUGCGGCCGGUGUCACCAUAAGUUCCAUAGAAAAGAAGCUGAGCCAGUACCGCAGUGAGCCCAAGGUGAUGCGCUGCAUGACCAACACGCCGGUGGUGGUGCGGGAGGGCGCCACGGUGUACGCCACGGGCACCCACGCCCAGGUGGAGGACGGCCGGCUGCUGGAGCAGCUGAUGGCGAGCGUUGGCUUCUGCACGGAGGUGGAGGAGGACCUCAUCGACGCCGUCACGGGACUCAGCGGCAGCGGCCCCGCCUACGCGUUCUUGGCAGUAGACGCGCUCUCGGACGGUGGGGUGAAGAUGGGGCUGCCCAGGCGUCUCGCCGUGCGCCUCGCCUCCCAGGCCCUGCUUGGAGCCGCUAAGAUGUUGCUGGACUCGGAGCAGCAUCCUGGCCAACUGAAGGACAACGUGUGCUCGCCAGGGGGCGCCACAAUCCACGCACUGCACGUCAUGGAGAGCGGGGGCUUCAGAAGUCUCCUCAUCAACGCCGUUGAGGCGUCAUGUAUUAGGACAAGAGAGCUGCAGUUCUUGGCGGACCAGGAGCAGAUUUCCCCGGCGGCUAUAAAGAAGACCACCCUGGACAAGGUUCUGCAGCAGCCCGGUGUGACCAUGUCUGGGGGGGUCGGCCGCGCGGGCCGCAUCAGUAUCUUCACCCAGAGCAACCCAAGGUCAAAGAAGUGAACUGGGCCCCACCCCUUGCAUAGGACUCAUCGUGCAGGUCAAAGCAAUGUUACAUGUUGUCUGUAAAAACUUUGAACCACUUGCGUCAGGGAGGUAAAACAAAGCCUUAAUUUGAAAAAGAUUAAAAAAAAAUGUUUUAAGUGAGGCUGGGAUGAUAUCCAACAGACAUUGUUGCCUGCAUUGUACUUCAAACUUGAAUAAAAUCUUGGAUUUAUAUAUAU
Messenger RNA from Gadus morhua (Atlantic cod), 1446 nucleotides. RefSeq names its product pyrroline-5-carboxylate reductase 1a (gene pycr1a). Gene Ontology annotation, molecular function: pyrroline-5-carboxylate reductase activity. Gene Ontology annotation, biological process: L-proline biosynthetic process. The coding region runs from base 263 to 1225 and encodes 320 amino acids. The record is from RefSeq and is a predicted model, not a curated record. The transcript is spliced from 8 exons. Lineage: Eukaryota; Metazoa; Chordata; Actinopteri; Gadiformes; Gadidae.